This is a messenger RNA of Biomphalaria glabrata, 3196 nucleotides long. RefSeq names its product organic cation/carnitine transporter 2-like. The transcript has 12 exons. Lineage: Eukaryota; Metazoa; Mollusca; Gastropoda; Planorbidae. Gene Ontology annotation, biological process: transmembrane transport. The record is from RefSeq and is a predicted model, not a curated record. The coding region runs from base 768 to 2543 and encodes 591 amino acids. Gene Ontology annotation, molecular function: transmembrane transporter activity.
UUGUAAACAUGUAGACUAGUAUGAACAACACAAACCACGUGGUCUAUCGGAUCUCUCAGUGUGGCUGUCAUUUGUUUUCAUUUUGAUUCCGCUUUUGUAGUUUUGUUCUUUUUGAAGAUAUGUAUAGAUCUAGAGCUCUAUAUGUGUUAUCUAUAUAUGUGUAUAGCCAGUGCUUUUUUUGUGACGGUACGCAACGGUACGGCGUACCGGCACCUUUUUUAAUGUGGCAAAAAAGUAUUACUUUUGUUGUAUUUUAACGUUUAUUGUUAAUUUAUUAGUAGUUAAAAGUCAAGCAAUCCAUCACUGAGUACCGGCACCUUUUUUUCAAAAAAGCACUGUGUAUAUAUUUCAUAUGAUAUCCAGGUCUUUAACGACUACGAAAGUUACAACAACUUGACUCUUGGAUUUUUUGUUUUAAUAUAUGUAGUAGAUACAGAAUUAUUUUUUUUAAUUCAGACAAAGACAAACAAAAAAAGGUACCACUACGUAAUUGAAAAUGAGCUAGAUCAAGCUGGCUUAGUUAGCUAAAGAGUAGGAAAAGAAAUGGUGUAAAAAUGUUAUUACUAAAACAUGACCUAUCACACCGUUAGUUGAUCUAGGGACAUUUCAGAAUUGUUCUUAACAGUUAUGUGAAUGCCAGUGACAUUAUAAGGACCUAUAUGCACCUGUGUUUAAUCAUAGAUUGAUGGUUUUAGUGAUCUUUAGGCCAGUGCAUAAGUCUGCUCUUAUACACAUUCUUCAACAACAAGUAGGCCUAUUAUUAAUGAAUGCAAAUGUUUGCUGAUAAGUCUACUGGGCUACUUGAAGGUCUACAAGAGGGCAAACAGGAAACAGAUUUAAAUGUAGACGCUGCUCCAAUAAACGCGCCUGGUGUGGAGUGUGACGCCAAGGCUGACAAGAAAGAAAUGACGUCACCAGAUCUGGUGGAUGACAUACAACAACAUCUUGGAGGUUAUGGUCGAUACCAAAUUCUCAUUUUUUUACUGCUGAGUUUGGUUUACAUGAGAGGAGGCUGGCAUGUGUGGAUAUCAAUUUACCAGGGUUGGACUCCUACUUUCCACUGCAAGAGAAGUCCCGGGCUCAAUCUGAAUGAUUCCGUACCUUACUACGAGGAGAGCGGACAACUGGUCUACAGCCAAUGUGAUCAAUAUGUCAACCUGACCCUAAAUAACAAGACAGAGGCGUGCACCAAUGGCUGGGAAUAUCUGUGGGAGUCUUCUUACACCUCCAUUGUUUCCGAGUACAAUUUGGUGUGUGCAGACAGCUACCAAAACGAACUGACCUCCACGAUGUACAUGGUGGGCUCAGCUAUUGGCGUUUUAACCCUUACACCUCUAGCCGAUAGGUUCGGAACCAAAUCUGUCAUGUUGGUGUCUCUCUGGUCUCAGGCAGUCUUUGCUACAGUCCUUAUUUGGUCUUCAAACAUUAUUGUUUUCUGUUUUUUGAAGUUUUUAAUCGGGCUGACAAAUAUGACUAUUGCUUUGAAUGUGUUUGUCCUGAUGACUGAGACUUUUGAUGCCAGCCAUCGUACUAGUCCAAUCAUUGCCUUGGAGUUUUUUUGGUCCUUUGGUAUCAUGUCCCUUGCACUUUUGGGAUAUCUGAUACCUGACUGGAAAGAUUUAGAACUGACCAUCGCAUUGCCUAUCAAUAUUCUCUCAGUCUCGUUUAUAUUCAUCAUUCCAGAAUCGUUGCCAUUUUUGUUGUCCAAAGGUAAAGUGAAAAAAGCCAAAAAGGUCAUCGCUCUAUUUCUGAAGGUGAAUCGUCUGCCGAACAUUCCAGAAGUAGAACAAAAAUUAUCUGCAUUCCAGUCAAAGAAUAACAAUUUGAAUGCAGCAGCCGACAGUGACGUUACGAGAGAUCCUUCUGACAGAAAUGUGCCACCACCCAAAGUCUACACAGUGUUCAGUUUGUUCAGGACACCAAAACUUAGAAUGAUUUCUAUUAUAAUGUUUUAUUUAUUCCUGGUCAAUUCACUCUCUUACUUUGGUAUAAUGUUCAAUACGCCAGCACUUAAUGGAGAUCGUUUUCUCAACUUGUGUCUGCUGGGUCUGGUGGAGAUACCAGCCAAUGUACUGGCUUUGUUCUUCAAUAAAACUUUAGGUCGACGUCGAUCUAUCAGUUUAUUUUUACUGAUAUGUGCUGUGGCCAACCUCAUUGUGAUAUUUAUACCGGACACUGCAGAAGGUAUAGAUGCGGAGAAGUUAAAAACUGCCUUGGUGCUUAUUGGAAAAUUUGGAAUCACUGGUUCCUACUCGACUAUCUAUUUGUAUGCUGCAGAAGUGUUUCCAACAAUCGUUAGAAAUCAGGCAGUUGGUGCUUCCUCAUUCUUUGAAAACAUUGGAAGUAUAGCAGCACCCAACAUGGUUUACGCGAAUAACAGUCUGAAUAAUCUCCCUUUGGGACUAUUUGGAGGCAUGACUAUUGUUGGCUGUGGGUUAGUGCUCUUGCUGCCAGAAACUCUCGAUAGACCAUUACCACAAACAAUAGAAGAUGCAGAGAGGAACAUACCAUCUCAGAAGCAAAUCAAAACGCCAUCCAUCUAAUCGGUGUAGCUUCCUCUCAGUGAAAGGGCAGAGUCGCCUUUUAUUUUUUCACCACCUGUCGCAAAGAAAAAAAGAGAGAACGCGCCUAGUUUCCCUGAUGUAUUGAAAAUAAGAAAUGUUAGCAGUGCCAGGAAAACAACAACAAAACUAUUAGCAAGACUUACUCCUACUAUCAUGGUAGACCUCAUUUAGCAAGACUUACUCCUACUAUCAUGGUAGACCUCAUUUAGCAAGACUUACUCCUACUAUCAUGGUAGACCUCAUUUAGCAAGACUUACUCCUACUAUCAUGGUAGACCUCAUUUAGCAAGACUUACUCCUACUAUCAUGGUAGACCUCAUUUAGCAAGACUUACUCCUACUAUCAUGGUAGACCUCAUUUAGCAAGACUUACUCCUACUAUCAUGGUAGACCUCAUUUAGCAAGACUUACUCCUACUAUCAUGGUAGACCUCAUUUAGCAAGACUUACUCCUACUAUCAUGGUAGACCUCAUUUAGCAAGACUUACUCCUACUAUCAUGGUAGACCUCAUUUAGCAAGACUUACUCCUACUAUCAUGGUAGACCUCAUUUAGCAAGACUUACUCCUACUAUCAUGGUAGACCUCAUUUAGCAAGACUUACUCCUACUAUCAUGGUAGACCUCAUUUAGCAAGA